This is a messenger RNA of Ostrea edulis (European flat oyster), 3194 nucleotides long. Its product is annotated as leucine-rich repeat and IQ domain-containing protein 4-like. The transcript has 2 exons. The record is from RefSeq and is a predicted model, not a curated record. Lineage: Eukaryota; Metazoa; Mollusca; Bivalvia; Ostreida; Ostreidae. The coding region runs from base 533 to 2872 and encodes 779 amino acids. Gene Ontology annotation, molecular function: protein binding.
CUAGCAAUUAUGACUGUGAAUUUUCAUCUCACACGGCUUAGAUUUAAAGUAUUCAAAGCAUUUAAUGAACCCUGGCAUUUAAAAAGUUCCAUCAACAAUUCAAAUUAUAUCUUUUGGAAAAUUUAAGUCAUUGCCACAGUUGAUUUUUACCCAUGCACAACAAUACUUCGUUAUGCUAAGCCGCGACUGUAGACUGUAUUGGUUAAACUACUACUUCACUACAGGCAUUUAAACUGCAAUAUUUACAUUUUGACCUUAACUGACUCGUCGCGUAGGUAGUUCAUAACACAUUUAUAAAUUAUCUCGCGUUUCCUGUGUGUCAAUAAAUUCAUUCAAAUAAAAUGUGUGCAUAUCCUGCCCUGCGGGUCAAAUUUCCAUAGUAAAGGUUUCUAAUUACUGUCCAAAAAAAAUACAUGUUUUUAUACGAGGGAUACGUAUUUGUUUUCUUUGAUUCGAUCUCCGGAGUCAGGAAAAAAUGGCUGAAAUGUAUUUCCUUUCGAAUUAUGCCCGGCCCAUUUGAAAAUCAAUAAGGAUGAGCAAGGAUAAAGAAGAAGUAAUUCCCAUCGCGGGUCCCGGAAGUAGAAUUAAAGCCCUCGCCCCUACCGUCCGCAAACAUCUUCUGUACACGGACGAAAAUCUCAAGGUCAUCGUGGACUUUUCCACCAACGGGGUCAAGGUAUUUCCAGUAGAAAUAUGGAAAAACGAAGAGGUUCAAAACAAAGCUGUCAGAUUUUUAGGCGAAAAUAAUCGUUUAAAGAAACUCCCCAAAACUAUUUCAGACUUCGAUAACUUGGAGUUCAUAGAUUUGAGAAAUAACUCACUGGGGGCUUUGCCUGGAACAAUAUUCAAAAUCAAAGCACUGAAGGAACUCCAGUGUGGAAAUAAUGGUCUGAAGAGUCUCCCCGCGACUAUCAACAAAGCACCUUCACUAGAGUAUCUGUACGCCCAGAAUAACAAAAUUAAAGCCCUGCCUAAAACCGUGAACAAGUGUCCAGCAUUAGUGUUGAUAGAUCUGAGUGAUAACGUCAUUCGUUCAGUGAAAAAGACAAUAUAUGAAGUUGGUGCCACUUUGGAUCUGAGCAGAAACCGUCUUGUUGAGCUUCCCGAUGCCAACGUUAAAAAUCCUGCUCUCAAAAAAUUGCUUGUGUCGGGGAACUCCAUUUCGCAUAUCCCUGACAACAUCAACAACGUGCUAACGUUGACCUACUUAGAUAUAUCCGACAAUGACCUAACAGAGUUACCUACUCAGAUUGGUUAUUUAAAAUACCUUCACUAUCUGAACAUUUCCAAAAACAAAAUCGACAACCUCCCGGAAGAGAUCAGCACCCUUCACUUUGCCCUCACCUUUCUGCACGCCUCCGAUAACCAGAUCAAGCGCCUCCCCAAAGAGAUCCACCAGCUACAGAGACUUCAGGUUCUAGAACUAGCUGACAACCAGUUAGAGAAAUUGCCGGAAAACUUCUACCAACUCAAAAAUAUCAAGAGGCUGGAUGUAUCUGGUAACAAGUUGACAACUGCAGCCGGUAUCAGCAAACUGAAGAUGGUGGAACAUAUCGGUUUAGCUAGAAAUUCCCUUACAGUCCUUCCAGAAGACCUUCCAAACCUGAAAUCACUGAUUUCGCUAGACGUGUCUGGUAACUACAUCAAGGUUAUACCCGAAAACCUGCACAAAGUAGGCACUCUAAAGAGUUUCAAGGCCAACGACAAUAAGAUCAGCAAUAUUCCGGAAUCUCUGGGUGAGAACCAGCUUAUAACAGAACUAUGUGUAUCAAAAAACAGACUACAAGGUCUCCCUCAGGACAUGAAAAAACUCAGAAGCCUUGAAAUCUUUGAGCUUGCGCACAACGAAAUUAAUGCAUUGCCUAAAACAUUCGAUUUCUUAAAAUUUUUGAGAGUUUUGGACGUUGCUGGCAAUUCAUUAACCGAGCUUACUCUACCUAAAACCCUGACAUCACUGAAUUUGUCGUCAAAUCCGAUUUCACUCCCCUCUGUGGAUCCAAAAUCUGUCUUGACGAUUCUAGGUGAGAGGACAUGGGCGUCGCAGAUGACGGUGCUCGAAAUCGAGGCCAUAAACCUGGAGGAGGUACCGAGUACCGUAAGUCAUAUGAAACUCCUCACAAAGCUCAAUUUGCGGAGUAACGCCCUCAAGGUUAUUCCGGACGAACUGUGCAGACUACGAAUUCUAGAAGAGCUGGAUGUUUCAAACAACGAACUGUCAGAUCUCCCGGAUAGUAUAAGCAAUAUGAAAAAUCUGCGAAAGUUAAACGCCUCCGAAAAUAAAAUUCAACAUUUCUCAAGUGGACUCUGUCUUUUGCAUCAGUUAGAAGAAAUCAAUUUGUCGUACAAUAACAUAAUGGAGCUGCCGGAAAAUUUCGGAGAGCUUAACAAAAUGAUUCGCUUAGACUUAUCGAACAACGAAUUAAUGAGUCUACCAGAGGACCGAUGGGACGUACUGGCAUCCAUAGUAUUUUUGGAUGUUUCAAAGAAUCAUAUUAACGUUGUACCCACUGAUCUGCCAUAUUUAUAUAGAAUUCAGGUUUUGAAAGCGGCGUGCAAUGAUCUGACUUGCCUGCCUGCAGACAUAAUAAAGAUGACAGGCCUGGAAGUCCUAGAUGUAUCCGAUAACUUACUAGAAUCUCUUCCUGAGAGUAUAUGCAAGCUCCCCACCCUUACGGAACUAAAUGUGUCGGACAAUAAAAUCAAAUCGUUCCCGAAUAAGAUAGAAAGUCUGAAGCAGAGAUGCACAGUAAAUGUAGAAUCACAAUCCGCCUACAAACAGCGAGAUCCGCCCGAUACUCUCAAGGCUGGGGAGGUACAGACGGACAACGACGGGUCGCCGCGAAGCUCCAAGAAAAUCGACUCAGAAAAGUAGCUUUGGUUGUUAGUAUGGCCAUAGCAUCUGGCCCCCAGUGCCAAAAACAAAACAAAAAACAAAAACUUUUCUGAAGAACUAUAUCAUAGUAACUUAUUAAUAGUCAUAAUUAUGUUAUACAUGAUUGUAUGUGACGCACUGAACUUUUUUUUUUUUUUUUACCGAUGUGUUGUUACUCGUUUUGUCAUUUCGUUUUGUUUCAAUCAUUACACACUUUGUUAUUUUUUCAGGUUUACAAUAAUUUCAACUGUCCUGUCUUCGAAUUAUAUUUUUAUGAAUUGUUUGAAGGAUAUGAAAUAAAUUACUUUUUACAAAACUAAAA